Yamadazyma jaroonii is the source of this 1479-nucleotide messenger RNA. NCBI's taxonomy places the organism in Eukaryota, Fungi, Ascomycota, Pichiomycetes, Serinales, Debaryomycetaceae. The record is from the annotation of a GenBank genome assembly.
AUGGGUCAAUUCGAUGAUGCUUAUGAAUUUAUUCAUCAAUUCGAUGAUGAUAAAUCACAAUCUGAUCUUAAUGAAGAUGAUAAGCAGAUUGAAAUAAAGAAGAUCUACUCCAAGAUUGAUUUAAGAAUUCUUACGAUUCUUUCAGUGAUUUAUUUCUUCCAAUUCUUAGACAAAUCUUUGAUAAACUAUGCAGGGGUUAUGGGGAUUAAAGAUCAUUUAGAUCGUCCGAGUCAAUUUAGUGAUUUAGGUACUAUCUUAUAUGUGGGGUAUAUAAUCUGUGAACCCUUCGUUACUAUUGGAUUUCAAAAAUUACCUUUUGGUAAACUUUUUGGGGGAUCUAUCGUAUUGUGGGGGGUUUUGGUGAUGUUACAUACAGUUUGUUUGAACUAUUCAAGUUUAAUGGCUAUCAGAGCAUUAUUAGGAGCUGCUGAAUCAACUGCUGUUACAGGAGUAUUGAUUUGUAAUGGGAUGUGGUAUUCUCAUAAACAACAAUUAUCUAGAUUUGGUAUCAUUACCUGUCAAGUUAGUACAGCUACUUUUGUUGGAAGUCUUAUGUCUUAUGGUUUCCAACAUGUAGAUAGUUCUCAAACGUCUUUAGAUAGUUGGCAAAUAAUGUUUUUACUUAUGGGUGGUAUAACAAUGAUUUUUGGUGUUUGCGUACUUAUAGUUUUACCUGAUAAUCCUAUGAGCUGUAAGUUCUUGAACAAGCAAGAAAAGUUGUUAUUGUUGGAACACUUAAAAGAUAAUCAAACUGGUGUUGAGAAUAAAACUUUCAAAUAUUCCCAAAUUAAGGAGUAUUUGUUGGAUAAGCAAACUUGGUUGAUUCAUCUUCUUACCAUCAUUACCAUGAUCCCCACUGGUGCUAUAAAUACAUUUUCUGUCACUAUAAUUGGAUCAUUAGGGUUCGAUAGUAAACAAGCAGCACUCAUGCAAAUGCCAGUAGGAGUUUCAUCAUUCCUUGCUAUUAUUAUCCCCAUGUAUUUGAUUGUUUAUUUCAAAGACAAACAUAGAACAUUGAUCUUUAUUGGUUUAUUAUUGAUAGCUAUUGUUGGGUACUUUAUGUUAAUUUUCAGUAAAAAUAAAAUUGCCAAUUUAUUUGCAGUAUACUUUGGAAACGCAGGUACUUGUGUUAUCACCUUGAUUUACUCUUGGAACAAUAGAAAUACGGCAGGAUACACUAAAAGAUUAGCACGUAAUUGUUUUACUAUGAUUUGUAUUGCAAUUGGAUGUUUGAUUGGACCUCAAUUAUUCAAGACCGAUCUUGGCAGGUUUCUUCCAGCCAAGAUUGCCCUUUUAGUUAUCAGUUUUGUGUCUAUACCAUUAGUAGCAUUGUUGGGAUUAGUUUCAAGAAGAGAAAAUAUCAAAAGAGAUAAUUUAUCCGAUAAGCAGCAUCAGGAUUUUUAUGGACAAUUCGGUACAGAUUACCAAUACAAAGAUUUAACCGAUAUUCAAAACAUCAACUUUCGUUAUGGUUAUUAA